GUGCAGUGCGAUGAAGACUCUUGUAAGGAUUUGGAUAUUGUUUAAAUAGAUUAGAUUGAAUAAUAAGCAAACUAAUAAUAAUAAUUGAACUGAUAAUUGAAUAUUGGGUGAAAUGCUAGUGAUCAUCGAUAUGUAAAGUUCCACAUGCUGUUUGUUUUGGCCGCGGUCUUGGCACCGGUAUUCGCCGGGUACAGCUAUUCGAACUUUCACAGCUCUCCGUACGACGAGGAAGAAAGCAUUGAGGACAAUCUUUCGUUGGCCAGCGACAGUGAUGAGGUCAAUCAUAACACGAUCUUCACCCAGUCGGAAAAGCAUGCAACCUACUCGGUGCCGAUCUAUCAGAAGAUUGGUGUGCCGGUUCCGCAUCCGAUUCCAGUGGCAGUUCCACAGUACGUAAAAAUCAACGUUCCCCAACCUUACCCGGUUCAGGUGAACGUGGAGCAACCGAUCAAGGUUCCGGUCUACCGGAUAGUUCCAAAGAUCAUCGAAAGACCCGUUCCUUAUACAGUGGAAAAAUCGUACCCAGUUGAAGUUGAGAAGCCGUUCCCGGUGGAAGUACUGAAGAAGAUUGAAGUUCCCGUUCCCAAGCCAUACCCGGUUCCAGUUCCGAUUUACCGGCAUGUUACGCAAAAGGAUAACUCACGUCGUAGUUGGCGUUGGUGAAGCCAUGUUUUCUAGUUUUAAUGCUAAGUUAUUUAUUAUUUUAAACACAUUUGUUAUCAAAAAGA
Molecule: messenger RNA, 728 nt
Organism: Armigeres subalbatus
Lineage: Eukaryota; Metazoa; Arthropoda; Insecta; Diptera; Culicidae
Product: MAGE-like protein 2
Exons: 2
Coding region: 145-663 (172 amino acids)
Source: RefSeq, a predicted model, not a curated record